Odocoileus virginianus texanus is the source of this 833-nucleotide messenger RNA. NCBI's taxonomy places the organism in Eukaryota, Metazoa, Chordata, Mammalia, Artiodactyla, Cervidae. The record is from RefSeq and is a predicted model, not a curated record.
AUGGGCCUCAGAUUUCCUCAGGGGACUGUCAACCCCAGAAGGCAACAUUCCCAGAUCCCAGUUUGCUUUUUUCCUCCUCAAAACUUCAAAACCCCUCCGGAACACAACCCGGGGCCCCAAGUAAAAAUUAAGAAACGUGGGCCCAACUCCCCUAAAAAACCAACCCUGGCCAACCAAGCCCCGAACUUCCCCACAAUCCCUCCGGGACUGCCCAUCCCACUGGCCACUCUGGCUUCAUGUUUUGGUUCAGAGGGAACAAGAGACCCACUGUUCUUGACUGGUGUCACAUUCCCAUCUGAGUAUCCCAUCUAUGAGGAGACCAAAAUAAAGCUAACAGUCUAUGAUGUCAAGGAUAAGUCUCAUGACACUGUUCGAACCAGUGUUGUGCCUGAACAUAAGGAUCCCCCACCAGAGGUUGGGCGAAGUUUCCUGGGCUAUGCCAGUUUUAAAGUCGGGGAGCUACUGAAGUCCAAGGAGCAAGUGCUGGCUCUGAGCCUGAGAACCUCAGAUGGUGGCAAAGUUGUCGGCACCAUAGAAGUCAGUGUCGUGAAGAUGGGGGAGAUUGAGGAUGGGGAAGCUGACAACAUCACGACAGAUGUGCAGGGACAAAAGUGUGCACUGGUUUGUGAAUGUUCAGCCCCAGGAAGUGUGAGCAGAAAAGAUAACCUACCUUUUUUGAAUGCAGUGUUAAAGAACCCAGUGUGUAAAUUAUACAGAUUUCCCACUUCUGACAAUAAGUGGAUGCAAAUCCGGGAGCAGAUGUCAGAGAGCAUACUUUCUUUUCAUAUUCCUAAGGAAUUGAUCUCUCUUCAAAUCAAAGAAGAUUUGUGUAG